Molecule: messenger RNA, 309 nt
Organism: Pseudovirgaria hyperparasitica
Lineage: Eukaryota; Fungi; Ascomycota; Dothideomycetes; Acrospermales; Acrospermaceae
Exons: 2
Coding region: 1-309 (102 amino acids)
Source: RefSeq, a predicted model, not a curated record
AUGGCUGCAAUCAUUUCCUCAAUAAAGGACCUCAUCGCUUCCAUAUUUGAGGUCAUCGGCUCCAUCUUCAAGACUGCUUUCAAUGCCGUGGAAGGUAUUCUCCGAUUGGCCGUCAACACGGUCAUGUCGGUCGUCAAUAUGUUCCUCGACUUGAUCACAGGAUCAUUGAAGGCGAUGGGAAGUGUCGGAGAGUUCAUCCUCGGCAAUUUCUUCGCGAUUCUCAUAGUGGCUGUUGGAAUUUUCGGGUUCAUCGCCUACCAAAACCGCCAAGGCAAUUCUAUCAAAGUUGGCAACAAGAAGCUUAACUAG